This is a messenger RNA of Toxorhynchites rutilus septentrionalis, 6375 nucleotides long. RefSeq names its product mitogen-activated protein kinase kinase kinase 15 (gene Ask1). The transcript is spliced from 10 exons. NCBI's taxonomy places the organism in Eukaryota, Metazoa, Arthropoda, Insecta, Diptera, Culicidae. Gene Ontology annotation, biological process: MAPK cascade; protein phosphorylation. The record is from RefSeq and is a predicted model, not a curated record. Gene Ontology annotation, molecular function: protein kinase activity; protein binding; ATP binding. The coding region runs from base 1259 to 5773 and encodes 1504 amino acids.
GGUUAUGUCCCCGACAUAACCCACCCGUCUUUUCCUUUCAAAUUUUUGCGAAACUUUUCCGUUUUUUUCCGGAACAUUGAUCUAUGGGCAGAGGCGAAUAUAACGAAAUAAAGAUAGCUCAAAUCGCACAAUUCGUUUUCGAGUUUUGCGCUGAGCAACACAUUUGGCAAUUCGUUUUAAUUUAUAUAGAUUUAAAAAAUAGAAGACACUCACAUAGAAUAAUUAGAUAAAUCUGAUAAUGUCUGAAUUUUUCAAGGAUCGAUCCCUAUACCGUUUAGAAAACCGAUUCGUCAGCAUCGAUCUUUCGAUAGAGAUCGCCCAAUCUUAUAUUAGACUUACUCCCACAUCUGGCAUCUCUGUCGUCACUUCCACUUUAUCGCAAUUCAGGACCAUUCACGUUUCAGCCUUCAUUCACCACCACAAUCAGACGCCUACUUGUUUUGGCUCGCCUCUGUUUUCAUUUGGCGAAACUCUUUCGGAGUCACAACGCGCGCAGUAUUCGUGUGUGAGCGGAAAAGAAACAAAAAUACAUAAAACCUGAGACAUAAAACUAGACAAAACAUUUUGUUGCCGUCGUCACAUCGUUUUUCGAUUCUCGAAGACACCACCAUCGUUGGCUGGCGCUGAAACGCACGGACAAUUAUUGUGUUGCAAAAUAAUACCAUCCGCGCCAUCGGAGGGAUUUGAGAUGCGUUAAUAAUUGUGUUUCUUUCGCAGUGUUUGUUUGUAUCCUUGAACGUUGUUGUUUCUUCGAUUCGACCGACCGUAAGAAAGUCUAAAGUUCAAUUCUGUGUGGUUCAUAAAACUCUCGGUUUCGAACGGUGAUUGAUAUUAAAAGAAACAAAUUCAAAGUCUAGUGUUCCGAGUUCCGAUCCGAAUUGUGCAUUCACCGAGGCGCCAGAGUGUGAAACGUGGGUGUUGCGCUGCAAAUUGUAGUGGGAGUGAAACAAAGCAAACUCCCCGUGCGAGUGCCCAAUACAUAAAUUAAGGUGACCGCUUGUGGUGAAGAAAACAAAUCACGACAACACGAGAAUGAGCCGGAUGUUCUAAAUUAAUGAACACACUGCAGAAAAGCAGUUUGGUUUCGAUGUAGACGAGUGAUCGCAAAAUCGGAGUAAAACAGAGCGACGACGACGCGUUUUAAGCGUUGCGUGCAUAGUGUUGGCGCCUUGCAACACUGGCGACAGAACCGGAAAUAACCGAGCCGGAGACGGAGGUGGCUGCACUGGCGACAGCAGCUGCAGCGGUGGUAACCACAAUGGAGGAGACAGAACCGCUGCCAUCGCCGGGGGCCUCCUCGUCCGCCUCGACCACCUUCGCCGAGAGUAUGUCCAACCUGAGCGACAUAUCGUCCAACACGGCGAUCAUCAACAGCAACAGCAGCGGCAACAUCCCGAACGCGGGCGGCGGUAACAUUGGCGGUGGCAAUGCAACCGGCGGCGGAAGUGGCUCCCAGGCAGGUUCCAGCCGGCCCCGAAUGGACAUAGCGUGUGUCAUUGACGCGGGGCAGGCCCACCGGAAGGUGGCCUUCGAAGAGCUCAAGCUGGCGUGUGUUCAGGCGUGCGCUAACCUGCAGCUGCUCGAGUUCGAGAAGCUGGACUUCGGAGAGCUCAACACGGUGGACAGUUUCUACAGUGCGGACGUGGCGGUGGUGGAUUUGAGUGUACAGGCACAGCAGAGUACCCUCAGCUAUCAUUUGGGGGUGCGCGAGAGCUUCGAGAUGAAGGAAAACAUUGUGAUCUACAAUGAUGUGGAUAGCGAGACUACGCUCAGGAUGAAGAUUUCCUGUGGUAACUACACGUUUGUGCCUUAUCGGGUGGUGGAAGGCGGAGGCGGGUGUGUAGUGACGAAUCCUGGUAAGAGCGGAUUUUUGGAAGAGGUGGAAUCGAAGGUGGGACUGUUGGGAAGACUGAGAAAAAUAUUCCAGGAUGUGGAGAUUCAAUCCAAGGCUCAUCUGAGGGAAAAGUUUCUGGCGGAUGUUCGCGGACUUAGGGACCAAUUCGCGGGGAAUGUGGAAGAGCUUCAGAAAAUGCUCAGAAAUAUGAGAAAGAGGCUGGAUGAUCCUCAUGUGCUGUCGAAGGAGAUCGUUCAGACGUAUAUGCUGUCGUUGAGAGACGUUCAAGAUUACGAUGCGAUGGUUCAACUGGUGGACGAUUUGCAGACGAUUCCUAACAAACAGAACUACAUCAACACCGGGAAUAUGAAUUAUCUCUACGCUUUCGCUUUGAACCGCCGAAACAAAGAGGGCGAUCGCGAUAAAGCCUUGAAGACCUGUACGAAAGCUCUCGAGAAGAAGGAGAACCACUUCCCAGACAUGCUCUGUCUGUGCGGAAGAAUAUACAAAGAUAUCUUCGUGGAAUCCAGCCAAACUGAUCACGAAUCGCUCCAGAAUGCGAUCACAUGGUAUCGCAAAAGUUUCGAGAUCCAACCGAACGAAUUCGCCGGUAUAAAUUUGGCAACCCUGCUCGUGAUCGAUGGGAAGGACUUCUCCGACUCGGAACUGCAGCACAUUGGCAUGGUGUUGAACAACCUGAUCGGCAAGAAAGGUUCUCUUUCGUCCAUCAAAGACUACUGGAAUGUGGCGACUUUCUUCGAGAUCUCAGUCCUCGCCGAGAACUACGCCAAAGCGAUACAAGCGGCCGAAUGUAUGUUCCGACUGAAGCCUCCCAAGUGGUACCUCAAAUCAACCAUCGGUAACAUCACACUCAUUGACUACUCCCGGCGCAAGUCGGAAGAAUCGGCGCCAUCGAUCGAGCAGCAAAUAUUCCAGUUCUGGAUGGAGUUCUUCCUGGAGGCCACCAAUGCGGAACCGUCCUCGACGAUACGCUUCCCGAUACUGAUCCAGGAGACGCACAAGAUCCUGAUGCCGUCGUACGUUUCGAUUCACAUGAAUGCCGAGCAGAAAUCGAUCGACAUCGUGAACAUCUGUCAGCAGCACGAGAAGGAGAAGUGCCGAAAGGUGCACAACUUUAACUUUCUCGCCAGCCAGAUCAAAUCGGUGAGCCUGUACAAGCGGGACGAACGGUGUGCCUAUUUGUACGUGCAGCAGAACUCGGACGACUUUCAGAUGUACUUUCCGUCGGUGCAGUGUCGGCAGCAGUUUUACGAUUUGAUACUCCAGAUGACCGCCGAUCAGGGCUCGGGAUUUAUCGAUCUGUCCUCGGAGACGACCAGCGAUGAGAUCAAGUACGAGUAUGACAUGGAUGACCAGAGCCGGAGGAUUGUGUUGGGUCGUGGCACCUACGGCACCGUUUACGCCGCCCGAGAUCUCAACACCCAGGUCAAGAUAGCGGUGAAGGAGGUGCCGGAGAAGUUCAGCCAUGAGGUACAACCACUGCACGAGGAAAUCAAACUCCACUCACAGCUCCGCCAUCGUAACAUUGUCCAGUACUGGGGCUCCAAAUCGGAGGACAAUUACUUCAAAAUCUUCAUGGAGCAGGUGCCGGGAGGUUCACUAUCGGCGCUGCUCCGCUCCAAGUGGGGUCCACUGAAGGACAACGAAGCGACCAUUGCGUUCUAUUCCAAGCAAAUUUUGGAGGGCCUCAAAUAUCUACACGACCAGAAAAUCGUCCACCGUGACAUCAAAGGGGACAAUGUGCUGGUCAACACCUACAGUGGGGUGGUUAAGAUCUCCGAUUUUGGCACAUCCAAGCGUCUGGCUGGAAUCAAUCCGGUCACAGAAACCUUCACCGGAACGCUGCAGUACAUGGCACCGGAGGUGAUCGAUCAGGGCGUUCGCGGUUAUGGGCCUGCGGCCGACAUUUGGUCGUUUGGUUGCACCAUCGUCGAGAUGGCAACUGGGAAGCCACCGUUUGUGGAGCUGGGAUCUCCACAGGCGGCCAUGUUCAAAGUUGGCUUCUAUAAGAAGCAUCCGGAAAUCCCGGCUGAACUUUCACCAGUGGCGCAGAAAUUCAUCAAGCGGUGCUUCGAGGUGGAUGUCAACAAGCGGGCAACGGCGGCCGAGCUGCUGGAGGAUCCGUUCCUGUCGGACAAACAGAAGCGAAUGCGAGCCUCGAUCAGCAUCCCGGUGUCCGUGAGUAGCGCGGAGUUUUCCCGCAGCAUCAGCAUGCCGGCGGAUCGUCAAGUGAGCAAAACGCUGACCUCUCAGCAAAGCUCUGCCAGCUGUAACACACCCAGCAUCAACUCGGAAUCAGACUCACCGCCAAUAUUCGCCUCAACCUCAAGAUCAGCCUCCAUCCGGAAGAACAAGCAUCUCGCUCAUUUGACACCAAUCCAAAUGCCAAACAAAGUCAGUAGCAUUGGGAAUCUCGCCGAAACGCCAUCGAUCGAAAUUGAAACCAUCGAUCCCUCGUCCGCCGGGUUUCAGCUCAAUCGAAGGAGUUCUUCCGGAGGACUGCUGUCGCCUGAGGUGGAACUGGCCUCGACUUCCAGCAAAUCCCCGCUGCUCAGUGGCGAAGCGAGCGAAAGCGACGGCUUCUACAUGCUGAAAAAGGACUCCCAGCGGCGAGCCACGCUGCACAAAGUACUCGAGCAUGACGAGCGUAAAAUCUGCCACGUAUGGAUGGAGAAGAUCGUCUUCGACCGGAAGGAGGCGGUCGUUAUCAACCUCUCUCAUCUGGAAAUCCUCAUCAAAGCGCUUCGAACGUACAUCAUCGAGCAGAAGAAGGAGCAGUUGGAGGGGGUGAUCAGUGGACUCAAGAAGAGCUUGGACUUUGACUCUACGGCUAUCGAUCAUCUGCAUUUGGCCAUGUAUUCGUUUCAGGAUGCGGUCAAUUCGGUACUGCGGUCGCACAAUAUUAAACCCCACUGGAUGUUUGCGCUGGACAAUUUGGUGAAAAGUGCCGUCCAGGCGGGGAUUAUGAUUCUUUCACCAGAACUGGGUCGCAAUUUAGCCGGCCAUGCUCACAACGACGACGACGAUGAUGACGAGGAUGAUAAUGCUGGUCGGGGUGGUCUCGCCGGAGCUCACGCAGCCGGAAUUGACGACGACGAUGACGAUGGCGAGCUGUCCACGUCUGGCGUGGGAACGGUCAAUUCGGUGACCCUUGCAAAACCGGCCAGAAUAAGCCGUUCGAAGAUGGCCCAGGAUCAAAUCACGGCGCUGCGAACGGAAAACAUAAGACUGAUGGAGGAUCUCUACGAAUCUCACAAAACGUACCAUGGCAUCCUGAAGACGGCUCUCGAGGGACAAACCGUGAGCGCCGAAAUGGUUCGUGCGCUGGCCGCUCAGCUCACCUCGGCCGCCAGCUGCCGCCAGGAUCGCGGUUCACAGGGCUAUGUAAGUGAUUUCGCUGAAAGUCCAGGAGUUAUAGAUGAGGUUGACUCGGCGAACAAUAAUUUUCUCCGGCCUACCACGGUGAGAAACGUCCCCUCCCGGAAGAAACCAGCUCUCUCCCCCCCGCCUGAUGUCGAGCUGGAAAAUUGGCUCCUCGACAAUGGCUUCCAGUCCAACGUGAGAGCGGCAAUCCAUGCAGAGGAUUUCACCUUUCAUGACUUCAUCUACGAAGUGGACCAGCAGGAUCUGCGAAGGAUGAAUCUGACAAUCGGCACCGAGGUGAGACUGUGGCGAAUGAUUCGAUCGUACCGGACUCGGUUCCCGUCGACGGUCGACGGGGAGCCCUACCCGAUUCUCUCUCCCCCGUCGCAUUCCUCCUCCUCACUGGCGACGGUUCUGCAAGCGAACGGGGCCGCCGAAGAGUUGCACCAUUUCAAACCAAUUUCCAACUCCAACAGUUACGACUCGAGCCAUUCGGCUGGCACUGCCGCCUCGUCGGAUUACGACUCGUGCAACGGAAUCGACUCGCCGCCCUGAUGCAAGCGGAAACGACGGCGGUUUCACCGAAAGCAAUAGAUGGAGGAAGAUAUACAAGUUUUGCUCCAAGCCUUUCGUCGUGGGUGAUUGAUUGAUCGCGCACUGUGUUAAAACGGGAGGCGCUUACAAAGUUACUCUUUGUAUUGAUCUAGUUUGUAAGUUCAAAGUUUGUCGAAAAUGUUUAAAAUUGUUAAAAUUUUAGCCCUUUAUAAAAGGGUUGAUUGCUAUUUUUCUCUCGAUUUCGAGAUAACCAAGCGCGCGCAACGGGGGAAAAUAUCUAAAAGAAGUGUCGAAAACAGGAAGGGCUUUUGGGAUACUGUUAUUUGGUUCGUACCGUUUUUUUGAUUAGGGGUUAAACAAACCGGGCUGUUGUCUUCCUGGUUUGUUUGUUUGUUUAUUGUUUUGCGCCAAAAUUGUUGGUAGUAUGAGAUAAUAGGCUAUUUUUAAGAAAAGAUGCAGCGUCUAUAUAUUAUAUACACUUUGCUACAGUGAUUUUUGCCAUUAAUGUGUGUACUCCUCUAAAAGUGCAACUGAUUUAAUAGUGUUAAGAAUAAACAUCGUCUCUGCUUUCGUGUGCCGUCAAAGCGGUGGAUCGCAAUUCA